UGCCCAUAGCAGUUGCAAGGAGAACAAGAUGGCAGAGGAAGCUGGGGAUGAAAAGAAACUGGUGGCCAAGUUUGAACUAGAGAGGGAAACAGAGCUCCGCUUUGAGGUUGAAGCCUCACAAACUGUCCAACUGGAGCUCCUGACAGGCAUGGCGGAGAUCUUCGGGACUGAACUGACACGCAACAAGAAAUUCACCUUUGAUGCUGGUGCUAAAGUGGCUGUCUUCACCUGGCAUGGCUGUUCAGUACAACUGACUGGCCGGACUGAAGUGGCCUAUGUGUCCAAAGACACUCCCAUGCUUCUGUACCUCAACACCCAUACAGCCCUGGAGCAGAUGCGGUGGCAAGCUGAACGUGAAGAUGAACGGGGACCUCGGGUCAUGGUGGUGGGCCCCACAGAUGUAGGCAAGUCAACUGUUUGCCGCCUGCUACUGAAUUAUGCUGUGCGCUUAGGGCGCCGACCCACUUUUGUAGAGCUAGAUGUAGGCCAAGGCUCAAUCUCUAUCCCAGGCACUAUGGGGGCUCUCUAUAUUGAGCGUCCUGCAGAUGUUGAAGAAGGCUUCUCAGUUCAGGCCCCUCUGGUGUAUCACUUUGGGUCCACCACACCUGGUACUAACAUCAAGCUCUAUAAUAAGAUCACAUCCCGCUUGGCAGAUAUCUUCAACCAGCGCUGUGAGGUUAACCGUCGGGCUUCAGUCAGUGGCUGUGUCAUCAAUACCUGUGGGUGGGUGAAGGGAUCUGGAUACCAGGCACUUGUACAUGCUGCUUCAGCCUUUGAAGUUGAUGUUGUAGUAGUGUUGGACCAGGAACGCCUUUACAAUGAACUGAAGCGGGAUCUGCCUCACUUCGUUCGAACCGUGCUGCUCCCCAAGUCAGGUGGAGUAGUGGAGCGUUCCAAGGACUUCCGGCGGGAGUUUCGUGAUGAACGCAUACGUGAAUACUUCUAUGGUUUCCGAGGAUGCUUCUACCCACAUGCCUUUGAUGUCAAGUUCUCAGAUGUCAAGAUAUACAAGGUGGGAGCCCCCACCAUCCCUGACUCAUGUCUGCCCCUGGGCAUGUCACAAGAAGAUAACCAGCUCAAGUUGGUACCAGUUACACCUGGACGUGACAUGGUACACCAUCUGUUAAGUGUUAGUACUGCUGAUGGUACUGAUGAGAACAUCUCUGAGACUAGUGUGGCUGGUUUCAUUGUAGUCACUGGAGUGGAUUUGGAGCGGCAGGUCUUCACAGUGCUCUCACCAGCGCCUCGUCCUUUGCCCAAGAACUUCCUGCUUAUCAUGGACAUUCGUUUCAUGGAUCUCAAGUAAAUAAGACUCCCUCAUAGAUAAAACCAUUAAGAUCAUGAGUGGAAUAGCAUUACCACACAGAAUGAGGGAGAAAGAA
Molecule: messenger RNA, 1382 nt
Organism: Euleptes europaea (tarantolino)
Lineage: Eukaryota; Metazoa; Chordata; Lepidosauria; Squamata; Sphaerodactylidae
Gene: CLP1
Product: cleavage factor polyribonucleotide kinase subunit 1
Exons: 2
Coding region: 29-1306 (425 amino acids)
Biological process (GO): tRNA splicing, via endonucleolytic cleavage and ligation
Cellular component (GO): mRNA cleavage factor complex; nucleus
Molecular function (GO): polynucleotide 5'-hydroxyl-kinase activity
Source: RefSeq, a predicted model, not a curated record